GAUAAAUUCCCAAUCUCACACUUCCUAGAUAAAAUGAAUUGGUUCAUCAACCGUACCAAGACGACUUCAUCAUUCGAACUCAACCUCCAUGGAGGGCCUCCAAGCAAUCAUGUCAAAUCUCCCUAUUACCUCAUUUCCAUGUUUCAAUAUCUCCGCCUGGUCAAUCGUCCCUUGUGUUCUUGCUCUUCUGGCAUGGCUAAUCUGUCUUUCUUCCCUCCAUCUAUUAGACUCAGCCAAAGCCGCUCAGAUGUUUCCAAAGACCUCGGCGGCUGGUGGUGAAUUUCCCUCGAACGCACCAGAGGCAUGCUUCCCUCGAAUCAGAGCUCUCAAACAUGCGCAUGAGACGGCUGAGAAACUGAACACCUUGAUCGAAAAAGGGGCGGGGGUACCUGGCCGCCCCGUGCCUCACAUGGCGAUGCCUGGCCAGCCGCCCUGCAGGCCUAUCAUGAUAUCUACCUCACCAUGGCACCGCUCCUACCAACCACGGAGGUUCUUUGCGACGAUAAAGCUAACGCGGACCGCAUCAACGCUUUCAGAACCAGGAUGAAGACGCUUCUGCGUGAGCGAAUCAACCUCGCUGCGGUUGAGAAUAUUCUCGGCUCCGGCAAAGACAACGUCUCAGCAGACGCAUGGAAUGGGUUCUUCAGCUGCAUUGCAAUUUCUAGACAUGCCUAUAGGUGGGCCACCAUUCCAGUUGUAAAGGCUGCCCAACUAGACAAGCUUAUCUCCUUCCCCACCGAACUGGACAUCCCCUGGAACCACCUCCAGAAGCGAUACGAUGUGGUAUCUGCUGGUGGAAAUGUCACAUCGAAUUACUUCUGCAAUUUCACGACGGACGGGUCCCUCGUAUACCCAAUCAACCACGGGAUGUCCGAUCUCAUUAAGACGGCAGAGUAUAACUUCGGGCAUAUUUUCCCCACGAUGGAAAAAUUGGCACUUCCAAUAUACGAGCACAUUGUGGCUGCCACCAUCGCCUUUACCUCUUCUAACAUCCCCACCACACUCAACCACCUACGUGCUAUUAACGUCCACCUCCGCUUUCCCCUCAAAAUCUAUUACGACACCCUCACAGACGCUAAAAUAUCCCGCAGUGUUUGGAUGACCUAUGUGCAAGGUUUUCAAGGCUGGGGAACCGGCCACCACACCGCCAAUGGCGAAUACAUCGAAUACGACGGUCUAUCGGGGAACCAGCUCCUGCUGCCCAUGAUCAUAGAUGCUUUCACCGGGAUACCGCUGUACUUGACAAAGGAGAACAUGGAGCGAUAUAUCCCUGUGCAGCAGCGGGAGUUCGUGGAUUCUGUGCGGAAGCAUAGUUUUCGCGAGGUGGCGAGGGAGAGAGGGUUGAUGGACGUUGAGGGGGAGAUGUUGAGGAUUGUUAAGCAAAUGCGGGUGUUUCGGGCGACUCAUCGGUCCAGAGCUAAGCCAUAUUUGAGCCUGCCUGCUCCUGAGAGGUUUAUCAUGACUGCGGGCAAAUCAGUGCUGGAGAGCAGUACCAUCCAGAAUCUUAGGGCGGCUUUUCACUUCCUAGAUACUUUUAUGGUGAAGAGGUUGAAACAGACCGUCUAACGUGUAUUGCCAGAUCUUAAAGAGUACAUAUGAGAGAAUCAGCAUAGUAUAACGC
Messenger RNA from Aspergillus novofumigatus IBT 16806, 1621 nucleotides. RefSeq lists its product as uncharacterized. The coding region runs from base 463 to 1566 and encodes 367 amino acids. The transcript has 4 exons. Gene Ontology annotation, molecular function: metal ion binding; indoleamine 2,3-dioxygenase activity; heme binding. NCBI's taxonomy places the organism in Eukaryota, Fungi, Ascomycota, Eurotiomycetes, Eurotiales, Aspergillaceae. The record is from RefSeq and is a predicted model, not a curated record. Gene Ontology annotation, biological process: 'de novo' NAD+ biosynthetic process from L-tryptophan. Gene Ontology annotation, cellular component: cytoplasm.